Messenger RNA from Capsicum annuum, 1236 nucleotides. RefSeq names its product alpha carbonic anhydrase 4. The record is from RefSeq and is a predicted model, not a curated record. Gene Ontology annotation, molecular function: carbonate dehydratase activity; zinc ion binding. NCBI's taxonomy places the organism in Eukaryota, Viridiplantae, Streptophyta, Magnoliopsida, Solanales, Solanaceae. The coding region runs from base 127 to 951 and encodes 274 amino acids. The transcript has 7 exons.
CUGGGACCUUUUUUUGUAAAUAAAAUUUCAUAUUACAAAAAAAUUUAUAUUAUAUUAAAAGUGUCAUCUGGCUCAAGCUCCGCUGGGAAUCGCCACCGGCUGAGCAGCCUAUUGCAACAGUUAGUCAUGGCGAAAACAAUUUUUUUCCCAGUUGUGCUUUCAUUUAUCUUCAUUUUAUCAUACACAAUGUGUAUUAAUGCUAAUGCUACUGGUAAAAAUGCUGGUGGUAAAAAUGAAGUUGAUGAUGAGAAACCCUUCUCUUACUUGCUGGGAACAACAGAGGGACCAUACAAAUGGGGUACACUUAAACCUAAUUGGAAAAUAUGUGAUACUGGAUUAUUUCAGUCUCCUAUUAAUUUCCGUAAUAAAACUGUGAAAGUCACAAAACGUAUACCACAUUUUACCCCAAAUUACAAAAUUUCAUCGGCUACUAUAAUGAAUAGAGGCCAUGAUAUUAAGUUGCAAUGGGAAGGAGAUGCAGGAUCUAUCACCCUUAAUGGUACUGUGUAUAAAUUAAUUCAAUGCCAUUGGCAUACUCCUUCUGAGCACAAAGUUGAUGGACAAAGCUUGGCUAUGGAAGCCCAUUUGAUUCAUCAGAGUGUUAAUGGCAAAUUAACAGCUGUGAUUGGUAUCCUCUUCAAUAUUGGACCCCCAAACCCUUUUCUUAAUGAGUUGAUCCACCAUGCAAAGACAGUUGAUCGUAAGGGUAAAAAAGUUGGACUGGUUGACCCAAACAAAUUGGGAGUCAAAGCUGAACCAUUCUAUAGAUACAUUGGUUCACUUACUGUUCCUCCAUGCACUGAGGGUAUUGUUUGGAAUGUACUACAUCAGCCAAGGACUGUUUCCAUGGAUCAAAUGAUGGCAUUGAGGAAUGCUGUUAAUGAUGGAUUUCAAGUAAAUGCAAGACCAACUCAAGGCUUACGUAGAAGACCAGUGUAUCUAGUUAUGUAAGAAAGACCAAGAAUUGGUGAAUUAUUAAGCUUCAAAAUUUAAUGACGAUGGCAUGUGAAUUUUAUUACAUGCAUGAAAAAAAAAAAAGUUUCUUCAUUACAAAGUACCUUAAUUAAAUUACUCUAUGGUUGGUGGUCAAGUGUUGGAAAUGAAAUUAAUUAAUUUACCUUUUGGAUGUAUUUAUAUUUGGAAUUUGGAGACCCCCCAAAAAAUCAUUAUUUGAGGUCCACAUGUAUCUCCAAAAGCAAAUAUGUAAUGUAAUCUUCAUGUUCUUUUUAUUUCCAA